Molecule: messenger RNA, 2996 nt
Organism: Manihot esculenta (cassava)
Lineage: Eukaryota; Viridiplantae; Streptophyta; Magnoliopsida; Malpighiales; Euphorbiaceae
Exons: 13
Coding region: 393-2690 (765 amino acids)
Biological process (GO): mitotic sister chromatid cohesion; DNA repair
Cellular component (GO): nucleus; chromatin
Source: RefSeq, a predicted model, not a curated record
AUAAAGCGCCAAUGAACGAGGAAGCAAGAACCCACUACCAAAGGCCAAUAUAAAGGACCAUAAACGGCUGGGAAGGAGAAACCCAAAAUACCUAACACAGCAUUAGAAGUCUAGGACGAAGCAACAUCGGAUUCAAAGCCUCUGAAAUUAACCAAUCCUGAAGUGCCUCCUCGUUAAUUUGUUUGCAUGCUCUACACUUAGCUUAUCACCCCUAAGGUUGCUGGGGGAGUUGUAAACAGACAAGCAAUGCUUUAUUUGCUUUUAGGGUUAUAAAUGGGACUCUUUGUUAUGUGGGUUUGAGUGAAAAUGUGCAAAAGUACAGAGCUUGGGAGAAAGUGAGUCUAGUUUCUUGUUUCUGGGUUUCUUGGAUUUUGUAGCCGAGAGUGUUAAAAAUGGUUGUCAAUGAGAUUGAGCUCCAGGAGCAGCUUAAAGAGACUGGGAAUAGGCUCCUAGACCCCCCAUCAUCCAUUGACGAGCUUCUUAAUUUGCUUGAUAAACUUGAGUGUUUAUUGAUAAAUGUGGAGCAAGCACCAUCAAGAUCAAUGCAAGAUGCACUUCUAUCCCCCAUGAAGGCAUUGAUUUCCAAUGCCCUUUUGAGGAACUCAGAUACAGAUGUGAAAGUUUCAGUUGUGUCUUGUAUUAGUGAGAUUACAAGAAUAACUGCACCUGAUGCUCCUUACAGUGAUGACCAUAUGAAGGAAAUUUUUCAAUUGACUAUAGCAGCUUUUGAGAAAUUGUCCCAUGUGUCAAGUCGCUGUUAUACAAAGGCAGUUUCCAUUCUCGACACUGUUGCAAGGGUUAGGUCAUGCUUGGUGAUGUUGGACCUAGAGUUGGAUGAACUAAUCACAAAGAUGUUCCAACACUUCCUGAAGAUCAUUAGGUCCAAUCACCCACAUGCUGUAUUUUUGGCCAUGGAAACGGUUAUGACACUGAUCAUAGAUGAAAGUGAAGAUGUAUCAGUUGACCUUCUCACUCCCCUUUUGGCCAGUAUAACAAAGGAAAGUCAGAGUGUUUCUCCUAUUGCAUGGAAGCUUGGUGAAAAAGUUAUCGCUAAUUGUGCUGCUAAACUUAAUCCCUGUCUCAAGGAGGCAGUGCAGUCCAUAGGCAUACCUUUAGAUGAGUAUGCUCCAAUAGUUGCUUCGAUUUGCCAGGAUGAGAGUCUUUCCCUUCAACAGAAUCAUCUCAAUGGUUCAGGGGACGAUUUGGCUACUAAGGGGCUAUCACCAGCUGCUGCUUCUCCUGGAGAAGUUCUCCAAGCUGUGGAUGCUAUUCCCAAAUCAACAACCAAUGGAAAUUCCUCAACUAGAAAUGCUGGUGAUGUCAUAAAUAAUAAUUCUUCAAAAAUACUGGAGCACUGUUCUCUUAUCCAGCAUAGUGAAAGUAGUGAUAUACUAGGGGAUACCAAACCAGAAUUCAACUUGGAAAUGGACCCAGGGACCGUCCCAAGGAAAAGGGGGUGGAAACCUAAUUCUUUGAUGAAUCCAGAGGAAGGCUAUGAUCAUUCUUGGAUUUCUUCAGGAAGAAAAACUGCAAAAGUACCUUGUGAGAGAAUAACUCAUGACAAGGGAGUAGAUUUAAACCCAGAAAAUACAGUUCCAAAGAAGGUAGCUCUGCCAUUAGCACGUAUGAGGGAACCUACAGGAUUAAGACCAGAAACUGCUAGUGUUAUCGAUGCUUCUUCCCCAUCUCUGAAUCAAAGCCUUACUCAUGGAACUCAUCCUAAAAGAGGCCGGCCAAAGAAAAAUUGGGGUAUUAUGAAUCAAGGUGCUGAUCGUAACUCAGAACCAAAGCAACAGAAGCGCACAAGAAAAUUUGGAUCUGCUGCAAAGGCUACUGAAGGGGCACCUUUGCCUUCUGCCGAUGAGAAAGCCGGGUUACUCGGUGAACAUGAGGAAAAACCACGGCAACAGUCAACAAAGGUGGUGGUAAGGAACUUCAAAAGAGACAGCUCGCUAGUCCAAUCAGAUGUUAGGAAAAGAAGUUCAGUGAGUGGUAUUUCAGAUGUGGAUGCUCAAGCAUCUAAGGUUAAGAAAAAGAAAUCAUCUAGAGGUGGAAUUUAUGAUGAACAGGUCCCAAAAACAAAUCUCAAGGGGAUGCGGACACCACGGAAGGAAGUGACUCCUGAUCUUGGUGAGCAAUUGGUUGGUAGCAGAAUAAAAGUUUGGUGGCCAAAAGACAAGAUGUUUUAUGAAGGAGUACUUGAAUCCUAUGACCCUAUCAAAAAGAAGCAUAAGGUUUUGUAUGCUGAUGGAGAUGAAGAGAUACUAAAUCUCAGAAGGGAACGGUGGGAACUAAUUGGAGAUGAUAUUUUGCAUGAUGAAGAGCGAAAACCUGACAUUUCAAAUGCUGAUCCUUCAUCUGAGAAACAGUCCAGACCUCGAAAGCAAAACGGCAAGGUGAUUUCAGAGUCAGGCAAACAACUGAAGGUUGAUUCAAAAAGGAGUGGAACCACCAGCAUUUCUAAGAGAAAAGCCAGAAAGUCUACAGGUGCCGUUACGCGGGAUAAACCAAUUGCUGCUGACAAAUCUAUAGAUUAUACACCUAAGCCUAACAGUGGCUCAGAAGGAGAUGGCAAAGAAUCUGGUAGCAAGUUGAAGAUCAGAAGUCCAAGGACUGGAAUAAACUCCAAACAGACAACACUAGAGACUGCAAGUCCAUCCGGCGAUGAAAGUCUCGGAGGCGGUAUAUGAAUUUUGUGUCACAGCCAGACCUAAAAAGGAGCACUAAACUAUCCUGUAAAAAAGUCAGCAACAAAGUGAAAGUUGGUUGGGAGAUCUUUUGGACUCGGCUGACCCUAGUUAAUAGAAACAAAGUGUAGUGUGUACAGAGAGGAAGAAGCUAGAAAGCCCUGCAAGUCUUGGUUUGGUGCAGGGUUGUUGUCUCUUUGCAUGAAGUUGACAUAAAUAUUGUUUUUUGCAUGGUAAGCAUUGGGAUUUUUGGUUGCUGAGCCUGUAAGUAGAUUACUGGAGGCAGGAAAUGGAAUUUCUUUUAAGCAA